UCAAGAUGGCAGCCUCCAUGGCAAUUAGACAUAUUUUACACAGCUGUAAUAAAACUUUGAGAUGUAAUGUUUUAAACAUUCAAACUAUUCGGAAACUAGAUAAAUCAAUUAUCUGGAAAAGAAAUUUUACCUGUGGGUCAGUGUUAUGGAGUGACAAGCAUUUAGAAGCCCGAGAAUUGAAAAAGUUGAUGGAGAGUUUGACAGAUAAAUUUGCUGAAGCAAGAGAGUUGCUUGGUGAUGCUAGGGAAAGUCAUGGCACAGUUUAUUUUUCUGAAGAUCUUGAAGAUGCUCAAACAGCUGUAGAUGAAACACUAACAGAGUAUAAACAGUUGCUGGAUCAACUGUCUGAUCAACAAAGAAAAGAAGUUAUUUCUACACUAGGACUUAGAAUGGAAGAACUUAAGGCUCAACAGAGAGCCAUUGAAGACGAGCUCAAAGAUCAUCAUUGAUGUUAUAGUAAACUUUUUUUUGUUAUAUACUGAAUAUACCUGUGAAAAAUGAAAGAGGAAAGUAAGAAAAUGAGUAUGCAGUGUAAAAUUUAGCAACAUAUCUAUACUUUUAAUGAAUCAGAAACUGUUAAAGCAGACAGAGGUUACUGCUGUACUGAUAUUAUUAGCAAUGGUAUUAAAAUUUUAGUAUUAACAAAUUGUUUUUAUAACCAGAUUAUGUCUGUAUUUAAAUAAAUUAUGUUUUCAAUGUUCAGUUUACAUGUAAUUCACCAUACCAUUGGACAGAAGAUGUCAGAUGAGGGACAACUACUGUAAAAGCACAUAUUUUUGCUGGGUCAGUCAAAAUUUCGUGAAUUUUAAAUUUUGAGUAUAUUCAUGAGGCUUAAUAUUCGCUAAAUUGUGAAAAUGGAAUCAUACUAGAAUUUGAAUUAUACUAAUGGGGAAUAAUAACGCGAGGAUUAAUUUUUGCGAGAUGUAGGGCCCCGGGAAUAUAGCGAAAAUUAAACCCUUACGAAAAUUUCUGCUUUUACAGUAUCCAGCUCUUUUUACAUGACAGGAAGUAGAAAUACCAUUAUACUUUCUUAAUACUGUGAAAUCAUUCAAAUUUGUAAGGAAUAAAGUUUUACUGAUUACAUUGUAUUGAUGAUGACCAAACAAAUAAUAUUCUCAUUCAGGUCGUCUUGGAAACACUGGCUAUUUUAUCUUUAAAGCGCACAAGUUUGUUUCCUCUUUAAUAGACAUUUUGACUUAAAUCAUCAGACAUUAACGCCAACAAAAAUGAUUUCACAGUAUUAUAAGAAUGCAAGUAUUUACUGGAAAUCUGUAAUACAUUUUUAUAACGUUUCUACCUCAUCUUUAUGAGAUUGUACCUUUGAUAUAGAAGCGUUUUUCUUUAAUCAAAAUAAAACAAAGUAACCUUUAAA
This is a messenger RNA of Mercenaria mercenaria, 1372 nucleotides long. RefSeq lists its product as uncharacterized. Bases 6 to 449 code for a protein of 147 amino acids. The record is from RefSeq and is a predicted model, not a curated record. The transcript has 2 exons. Lineage: Eukaryota; Metazoa; Mollusca; Bivalvia; Venerida; Veneridae.